UCAGGCGCACUGGGGCGGAACCCGGCGCAGUCACGUAGCUCCGGUUCAGCCGCGCGCGCGUUAGUCCCGGUGUCCAGUGCUCGCCGCCUCGCCGCGAAAAUGCCGAUGUUCGUGGUGAACACCAACGUGCCCCGCGCCUCGGUGCCGGACGGGCUCCUCUCCGAGCUCACCCAGCAGCUGGCGCAGGCCACGGGCAAGCCGGCCCAGUACAUCGCGGUGCACGUGGUCCCGGACCAGCUCAUGACUUUCGGCGGCUCCAGCGAGCCCUGCGCGCUCUGCAGCCUGCACAGCAUCGGCAAGAUCGGCGGCCCGCAGAACCGCUCCUACAGCAAGCUGCUGUGCGGCCUCCUGGCCGAGCGCCUGCGCGUCAGCCCCGACAGGAUCUACAUCAACUACUACGACAUGAACGCGGCCAACGUGGGCUGGAACGGCUCCACCUUCGCCUGAGGGCCCCGCCGCCCGACCCUCAGCCCCAGACCCCGCCGCCCGCUCCCACCGCCCCCACCUCCUGAUCGGGGAAAUAAACGGUUUGGAAACCA
Messenger RNA from Myotis daubentonii (Daubenton's bat), 539 nucleotides. It is a transcript of the gene MIF, whose product is annotated as macrophage migration inhibitory factor. NCBI's taxonomy places the organism in Eukaryota, Metazoa, Chordata, Mammalia, Chiroptera, Vespertilionidae. The record is from RefSeq and is a predicted model, not a curated record. Gene Ontology annotation, molecular function: cytokine activity; phenylpyruvate tautomerase activity.